AUGUUGACGGUCGAGAAGCAGUGGAUUAAUGUUCAGCAAAAGACAUUCACAAAAUGGCUUAACAAUAAGUUGAAGGCCCGUAAGGGUCUGGCGAUCGAGGAUCUGGUCACAGAUCUCUCCGAUGGUGUCAUCCUUAUCCAUCUCCUUGAGAUCUUGGGUGGAGAGUCCCUCGGUCGAUAUGCGUCGAAGCCAAAGCUGCGAGUGCAGCGAUUCGAAAAUGUCAACAAGAGUCUAGACUUUAUCAAAGGAAGGAGAAUUCAGAUGACCAACAUUGGUGCAGAGGAUAUCGUCGACGGGAAUAGAAAGAUCAUUCUAGGCUUAAUAUGGACGCUGAUUCUCCGAUUCACUAUUAGCGACAUCAACGAAGAGGGUAUGACAGCAAAGGAAGGUUUGCUCCUGUGGUGUCAACGAAAGACAGCAUGCUAUGAGGGGGUCGAGGUCCGAGACUUCUCAACCAGCUGGAAUGACGGUCUGGCGUUUUGUGCACUGCUCGAUAUACACCGUCCCGAUUUGAUCGACUUCGAUUCCUUGGAUAAGAAUGACCACCGGGGGAACAUGAAACUCGCUUUCGACAUCGCUUCGAACGAAAUCGGUAUCCCCGACCUCCUUGAUGUGGACGAUGUGUGUGAUGUGCCGCGACCUGACGAACGAUCUCUCAUGACCUACAUUGCCUACUGGUUCCAUGCCUUCUCCCAACUCGAACGGGUGGAAAACGCCGGACGCCGUGUAGAGAAGUUCGUCAAUAAUAUGCAUGGAGCAUGGGAUAUGCAAAGCGGCUACGAGCGUCGAAUGAAAGAACUUCUCCGAUUGAUUCGGAACCAGCGCGAGGGGUGGCAGAAUGCUUCUUUCGAGGGGACAUAUAAGGAUGUCAAGGAGCAGGCGCAUCAGUUCUCGCUCUAUAAGCGAAAUGAAAAACGGCAAUGGGUUGCAGAAAAGUCGGACUUGGCCGCCUUGUUGGGCAACAUCAAGACAAAGCUGGGCACCUAUCGACUGCGCUCUUACGAGCCACCACAUGAACUGAGUGUGGAGAUCUGUGACGAGGAGUGGGAGAAUUUGACCCGAGAUGAGCACCAGCGCAGUCAACUCAUCAACGAGACUAUUAGGGAUAUCAAAAACGCCCUCCGUCGAUCCUUUGCAGACAAAGCAAAUGAUUUUGCGUUGACACUCAAGACGAUAUCGCUAGCCAUCUCAGGACUCGAUGGCGAUGUCGAGGACCAGUUGGACCAUGUCAAUGCAGUCAACGUCAAACUGCCACCCCUUGACGAAUUCCUCGAUGCUAUCGCAGAGCUGGACGAACAGUGUGCUGAGGCUAACAUCGAAGAAAACGAUUUCACCACAUAUACACUUGAUGAACUCUCGUAUGAGCUCAGUCUAGUGAAAUCCAGUAUCUCAAAAAAGCUGGCCUUCCUCGAGAAUCAGAUGGUUGCUCGCAGUAUGACUAAUUUGACUCCCAUACAGUUGGAAGAGUUCGAGUCAGUUUUUCGCCACUUCGAUCGAGACUCGUCUAACACCCUUCAUGAAUUGGAAUUCUCUGCUGCCCUCGCCAGUCUUGGCCUGGUUUAUGACGAAGACGAGAUGCACCAGGUUUACGUCGAGGUCUGUGGUCAGGAUCGACUAGCACAGAACGCUGGAGUCAGUUUCGAGCAGUUCAUUCGCUUCAUGGUCAGCGUGACUGAAGAUCAGAACACUGCUGAACAGGUUUUCCAAAGCUUUAAGGAGGUUGCUGAUGGCAAGCCUUAUGUCACGGAGCUUGAUCUCCGACACUCCCUUAUCCCAGAUGAAGUGAUUGAGCACCUAGUCAAAACUAUGCCCCCACACGAGGGACCUGAUCUCCUUGAAGACCGGGAACUGGCCAAGUUUGACUACAUCAGUUUCAUGGAGAAAAUGAUCGAGGCGAAUAAAAGGAAUGGGAAAGAAUGA
Penicillium taxi is the source of this 1920-nucleotide messenger RNA. Its product is annotated as alpha-actinin, sarcomeric (f-actin cross linking protein). The record is from RefSeq and is a predicted model, not a curated record. NCBI's taxonomy places the organism in Eukaryota, Fungi, Ascomycota, Eurotiomycetes, Eurotiales, Aspergillaceae. The coding region runs from base 1 to 1920 and encodes 639 amino acids. Gene Ontology annotation, molecular function: calcium ion binding; actin lateral binding. The transcript has 4 exons. Gene Ontology annotation, biological process: actin filament bundle assembly; actin cytoskeleton organization. Gene Ontology annotation, cellular component: cortical actin cytoskeleton; plasma membrane; cell projection.